CCUGCGCGCCCACAGCGGACUCUGACAUCUCUUCUCAACAGUUUAAUGUUACUGACAGAGGGAGGGUUGUCCUGAAAGUUUUUUUAGCAGAAGAAACUUUUAUUUCCUCAGCAUUAGACGGUUCUUGUGAGACAUGUUUGGUCCCUUUCAGGCGUAGAAGUAUAAAACUUAUAAACGCAUCAUGGGUUGAAUCUGACAUCUGAGGAGGAUCCGGCGAUGAAAGAGGGUCGAGAUCAAACUCACAGGUAACCAUGGUGAAGGAGAGUCUGCCCAGCUGGGUCCACCAGGACUCUGACGAGGGUCUCGUCCACGUGAACGUCGGAGGUCUGAAGAGGAGUCUCUGUUCCAGCACACUGAAGAAAUUCCCCGACACCAGACUGGGGAAACUGCUAGCAUGUGAUUCAGAGGAGGACAUACUGCAGGUGUGUGAUGACUACGACGUGCAGCAGAAGGAGUUUUAUUUUGAUAGGAAUCCUGGCCUCUUCCCUUACGUCCUCCACUUUUACCAGACGGGCAAACUUCACAUCAUGGAGGAGCUGUGUGUGUUCUCCUUCAGUCAGGAGAUAGAGUACUGGGGCAUCAACGAGUUCUUCCUGGACAGUUGCUGCAGUUACCGUUACCACGACCGCAAGCUGGAGAGCAGCCGGCAUCACAGCUGGGACGACGAGAGCGACGUCAGCAGCAUCGACACAUCUGUGGACGAGAUAUCGGACUUAAACAGAGACAUGCAGCAUUUCCAGGAGGUGCGUUAUGGGAACAUCAGGAAGUGUCUGUGGUUGACGCUGGAGAAUCCAGGGUACUCCAUCCCCAGCAAGCUCUUCAGUCUGGUCUCAAUCGGGGUGGUGCUCACAUCCAUCGCUACCAUGUGUAUAAACAGCAUCCCAGAGUAUCAGGUGUUUGAUGAUGAAGGGAAGUUGAUCGAAGACCCGACCAUGCAGGCUCUGGAGGUGUUCUGCACCUGCUGGUUCACCUUCGAGGUGGUGACGCGGCUGCUGCUCGCACCGAACAGGAGGAAGUUCUUUCAUCACCCUCUGAACAUUAUCGACAUGGUGUCUGUGGCUCCCAUCUACAUCAUACUGGCGUUUGACUUGACUGUGGGAUCAGAGUCUGAACUGGGAGACCUGGGACGACUCAUACAGGUGUUCAGGUUAAUGAGGAUCUUCAGGGUUUUGAAGUUGGCCCGGCACUCGACAGGACUGCGGUCACUAGGAGCAACACUUCGGCACAGUUACCGUGAGGUCGGCAUCCUGCUGCUGUACCUGGCUGUCGGAGUGUCCGUCUUCUCUGGGAUCGCUUACACCGCUGAAUAUGAAGAGGAUGUUGGUCUGGACACCAUCCCGGCGUGCUGGUGGUGGGGUACCGUGAGCAUGACCACAGUGGGCUACGGGGACGUGGUGCCCGUCACGGUGGCCGGGAAACUGGCGGCCAGCGGCUGCAUCCUAGGCGGCACCCUGGUGGUGGCGCUGCCCAUCACCAUCAUCUUCAACAAGUUCUCCCACUUUUACCGGAGACAGAAAGCUCUGGAGGCGUCGGUGAGGAACAACCACCGCAGGAAGAUGAGGAUGAGCUGCGAGAACGAGCCAGAGGAGGAUGAGGAGGAGGAGGAGGAGGAAGAGGGGUCGGACGGGGACAGCAGGUGUCUGGACGAUGACGACACAGAUGACAUCGAGGAGGACGAUAUAGAUUAUGAGGAUGAAGGAGGUGUAAUAAAUUAUAGCUACGUGGAACAUCCGUCCUACACGUCCAUGCUGAGGAAGAAGGAGCUGCAUCAGCUGUGAGGAGCUGCUGGAGGUUCACACUGGAGAGUUAAACUGUUUUCAUGUCACAUGAAAACCAACAGGAAGUCUGAUUUGACCAUGACCAUGACUUUCAUCUGGUCAGUCCAGUUGGCAGAGGAAAAUGUUGAAUUGUACGUUUCUGCAAACCAUGAAUAUGUUACAUUUGCAUGUUUCAUAUGUAUCAUAUAACAUUUCGAAAAUGACAUAGUAAAUGACAUCAUCUGUAGAUGGAGGGGAUGGUGGAUGGCGUAUCACCUUGGCAAGUUGCCUGCUAGCUGCAGACCAACACACAAUAAAACUAGUUGUGACCUAGCGAGUCAUCACUGUCCUUCCAGCAGCUUUUUCUGCACAAAAAGAGGUUGUAUUUUACAGAGACAUUACGAUGUUUACUGGCAGGAUUGUGCCCCAAGGCCUGAACUUUAAGCCAAGACAUGAUUUUUUCCCAACCAUAAACCAAGUGGGUUUUGUGCCUAAACCUUAAUGUAAAGUUUCAUAGUAUCUGCUACAUAAUAGUGUGCAAAUGUAACGUAUCCAUGGUUUGCAGAAACGUUUGAUGCCAGCAUUUUUUGUCCUGCAGUUGGGUCAACCUGAUCCAGGGCCUUGCAAAUGUCGUGAACUGUCACAAUUCAUGUGUCCCAACAGCUUGAAACAAUUUGACUGAACAAACAAACGAUAAAUGAUUCAAGAAGGCAGUUUGAUCAGAUGCUUCUAAGAAUCAAAGUUAGAGGAUCCGUGUUGUAAAUGACUGACUAAUGUCUUCCAUGACAGACUGUUGCGACUUGAUGUUCUGUUUGAUCUCAUUCGUCUGUGCAUGUCGGGUGUUUCAGGACGAACGUUUGUUGUCACUGAUACUGGAUCCGUUUGUCUGUGAAAAACACGAAUGCGAAGAAUCACUGGAAAGGCCUGCAGUGCGUUAGGAAUGAUGAUAAACUGAACUGAACAGGAACUGAAAAAGCAUGCACGCAAUGUGAU
Molecule: messenger RNA, 2750 nt
Organism: Epinephelus fuscoguttatus (brown-marbled grouper)
Lineage: Eukaryota; Metazoa; Chordata; Actinopteri; Perciformes; Serranidae
Product: potassium voltage-gated channel subfamily S member 2
Exons: 10
Coding region: 252-1778 (508 amino acids)
Biological process (GO): protein homooligomerization; potassium ion transmembrane transport; regulation of delayed rectifier potassium channel activity
Cellular component (GO): membrane; voltage-gated potassium channel complex
Molecular function (GO): delayed rectifier potassium channel activity; protein binding
Source: RefSeq, a predicted model, not a curated record